GAGAUGCUAGUCCUCACCAUUGUUAUUUCCUCCAUUGCGGUAGCCAUGGCUCAGGACUGCUCCACACCUGCAGCCACCCGUGCGUCCUUUGGAUCUUACCUGCAGUGUAUCAAGGAAGGGCUCGACGCUGACUACGGUAAUUAUGAAAACGAAAUCCGUGAGCACUCCAAAAAAGCUGCCGCGACUUGCUUUGCUUCCACCAUCGAGGAGGGAAAUCAGAAGGAUCGUUGCGUGUUGGCUGCUAACGAUUUGUCUCAUAACGCUUGGGACAAGAACGGACCACUGAGAGAAUGCUCUAUCUGCAGAACCUUUGCUGCCGGAGCCAUCAAGGCUAUCAAGGCAACCCCAGCUGAAGAUCAAAAAUGUAUCAGAACUGAAGUUUCAAAGGCUAUCGCUCGUGAGGCCAACUAUUGCCUCCAAAAGAAAAUCGCUAACUUCGCUGGAGUUCCAGACAUUCCAGAUCUCGAGGAAGGAUCAUUCCAAUACAAAGACUCGGUCAUCUCCUCUAUCUCUGACCAUAUCCUUAUCCAGUCUCGUCUCUCUUUCUGCGGAGAACGCAAGCCACAACGUGCCGCAUCUACCCGUAACUGUCUUGCCAGUCCAUUUGUUGGAUAUUUGAGCGGACACUGCAAGGUUCUCGCCAAUUGUGAUGCUAAGUUUGUUGGACAAUGCGGACAAACCAUUCCAGCCACACGCAAGGCCACUUGCGAAUGCAUCACUGAAGCCAGAGACGAUUUGAAGAAGCGUAUUGGAUCCAUCGCCAAUGUCUUCAAUGAUCUUCUCUCCGGAGGACGUGGGCUUGCCAUCGGAUCUGCCAACAAGGUCGAUAUUUGUACAUCUCAAAUCAAGAAACAAAUGAUCACUCCAGUCAACGAUUGGGUCAAUGUUAUUGAUACUGCUCUUUCCUCAUGCAUCCGUAACAAGCCAGCUGGACAGAAUCUCGCAAUGGAGGCUCUUCUCAAUGUUGGAUGCCGUAAAGUUAUUGCUGAUACAACUGGAGCUGCUACCACUCAACUCAAGACAGGAUUCGACUUUGUCAACAAUCUUAUUGAUGCAAUGGUUCAGCGUAGUGGACGCUUCUGUGGUGGAAGUCAUUGCCUUCAGGGAUAGAUUGAUUCGAUUAAUUAUAAUUGUAUUACCUUCUUUUAAUUUAAAAACUUAUUUAUUAAUUUUUGAACGUGUAUCAGUUUCUCUUGUAUUGUUGAAUAAAUAAUAAGAGUUUCUUUAAAGA
Messenger RNA from Caenorhabditis elegans, 1231 nucleotides. RefSeq names its product DUF19 domain-containing protein (gene T19B10.2). Lineage: Eukaryota; Metazoa; Nematoda; Chromadorea; Rhabditida; Rhabditidae. The record is from RefSeq and is marked reviewed.